Molecule: messenger RNA, 2425 nt
Organism: Salvia hispanica
Lineage: Eukaryota; Viridiplantae; Streptophyta; Magnoliopsida; Lamiales; Lamiaceae
Source: RefSeq, a predicted model, not a curated record
AUGGAUUUCCACAGCCUUUCAAGGAGAGAAUUGCAGGCAUUGUGCAAGACAAACAAGACCCCCGCCAACGUGACGAAUGUUGCCAUGGCUGAUUCUCUCAAAGCUCUAGAGAUUGUUGAAGGGGUUGACGAGGUGUUGCAGGCGUUUAAAUGUGGAAUUUAUCAGUCAUCAGUCGAGCCACGGUCAAGGACUACAAGGAAGAAGGAUCUAUUGCUGACCCCUGCUCAGUUAGGUGCUGCUAGCCAGAGGAGAAGAGCUGCUAAGGAAGACAGUACACUUCAGCAAGUUUAUGGAACAAGGCGGUCUGCAAGGUUGGCAGAGAAGAGUGCCAAGUUGUUACAUGGGAUAACUUUGUUUUCGACGAAGGAUUUGUUUACUGAUGAUGUUCAAGACUUCAAAAUGAAAUUGGAAGAGAGCCUGGAUGGUUCGGUUGAAGUCUCGGGAGUUACUGAUGUGGAAGAGGCAGAGUGCAAAGAUGAAGGACAGGUAGAUUCGAGUGAUAAACAAAAUGUGUCUAUUGAUGUAGAAGUGGCAUCCAUAGCUACAGUGGAGGACAAUGAUGGACAUCAAUCAAACCUGAAGGAAGUAGAGGUGCCCAAGAUUGAGGAGGGACAUCAUUCUACUAAGGAGGCUAAAAUAGAACUGAAUGAGAGUAGGGUUGCAGAAAUUGAUCAAGCCGGUUCUGGUUUCGAGACUGAAGAUAAAAAAGCUUCUCAUGAUGAAUCUCAAAAGGCUGAUGGAUUCAUAGCUGACAUUAUAGAAGAAGAGAAGACUUCUGAAGAUGCAGAAUCAGUAGAUGAAACAAUCGUUGAGAAUGAAGAUCUUGCAUUAGCUGAAGUGCCUUCUGGCACUGUUAUCGAAAGUGUUGGUGAAGUGUUCGUUGCAGCUCAAGCUAUAGCUUCUGAAGAGAACAAGGAAGAUCUUGAGCUAAAUACUGAUUCAAGUGAAACCAUAUCCAAUCCUGAUGAAUCAGAUUCAGACAAUCUGGAUAUCGCAGAUGAAUCAACCGAGAGUAAUGAUUCCAUGGCUUCCGAAACCAGUUUGAGGAGCAACGAAGAUGAUGUUUCCGACUGGGAUGAACAAGCAACACCAGGAAAAGAUGCUGCAGCAAGCCUAGAGAAUUCUCCAACUCAUCAGCUAACUGCUUUUAUCGGGAAUGCAGCAGUUCCAUCUCUCACCAUUCAACCAACUCUUUUCACACCAAGAAGGGCGUCUGAUUUCGCAAACAAGGAAACCUCGGACAAUAAAGAGAAUGAGAAUGAGGAAGAUCUUGAGCUAAAUAGCACUGAUUCAAGUGAAACCGAACCCAAUCCUGAUGAAUCAGAUUCAGACAAUCUGGAUGUCACAGAAGAAUCAACCAAGAGUAAUGAUUCAAUGGCUUACGAAACCAGUUUGAGGAGCAACGAAGAUGAUGUUUCCGACUGGGAUGAACAUGCAACACGCGGAAAAGAUGCUGCAGCAAGCCUAGAGAAUUCUCCAACUCAUCAACUAGCUGCUUUUUCGGAGAAUGCAACAGUUCCAUCUCUCACCAUUCAACCAACUCGUUCGACACCAAGAAGGGCAUCUGAUUCUGCGAACAAGGCAACCUUGGACAUUAAAGAGAAUGAGAAUGAGGAAGAUCUUGAGUUUAAGACUGAUUCAAGUGAAACCAAAUCCAGUCCUGAUGAAUCAGAUUCUUUGAAUCUCACAGAAGAAUCAACCAUGAGUGAUGAUUCUGUGGCUUCUGAAUAUGCUUCUGAAUCAACCAUGAGUGAUGAUUCUUUGACGAGCAACGAGGAAGAUGUUUCCGACUGGGAUGAACAAGAAACAACCCAAAAAGAUGAAUCAGAUUCCUCGGAUCUCACAGCAGAAUCAACCAAGAGUAAUGACUCCUUGGCUUCUAAAAUCAGUUUGAUGAGCAACGAAGAUGAUGUUAUCAACUGGGAUGAACUAGUAACACCCGAAAAAGACGCUGCAGCGAGCCUAGAUCAUUCUCCCACUCCUUCUAUGGAGAAUGCAGCAGUGUUAUCUCUCACCAUUCCUCCAACUCUUUCGACACCAGGAAGGCCGUCUGCAAGCAAGGCGAUCAUGAGAACGGACAAUAAAGAGAACAUAGGCAGUGGAAGUAAAAGCGCGCCUGCGAAAGAGAGAUCAAAGAUUGUCAAGAAAAUUGCUGAGAGUGUCCCCAUGCUGGAUGAUCUGAAGGGUGAAAAUGAGGCAUCUGCAGCUGCAAGAACUGCUCUCCAAGCCCUGUCGGAAAAUCAGAAGGCGAAUUAAAUCUCAUAUUGUUUGAGUAUUUUCAUUCCAGUAUGAAUAUGAGAGAAAACUUUUGUAUUGUUUGGAUUAGGUCACAAGGGUACAUGGCUUCGGUGCAUGAGAUGUUUACCUUUGCUCUUUAAAUUUGAAAAUUAUUGAAAAAAAGAGCAAAUAAUCGAACAAUCAUCUU